Molecule: messenger RNA, 1719 nt
Organism: Anoplophora glabripennis (Asian longhorned beetle)
Lineage: Eukaryota; Metazoa; Arthropoda; Insecta; Coleoptera; Cerambycidae
Product: juvenile hormone esterase-like
Exons: 6
Coding region: 52-1656 (534 amino acids)
Source: RefSeq, a predicted model, not a curated record
UUUAAAUGUUUGCUGAGAAAAACAUUGUAUUGAUUAACAGUAACAAAUAAUAUGGUUGCGCCGAUAGUGUCAACCAAACAAGGCCACGUGAAAGGCUUCAUUGGCACUGACAUUGAUGGGGGGCGAAUUAUUUCGUUUCUUGGGAUACCGUUUGCGAAGCCGCCAAUUGGAGAACUAAGGUUUAAGAAUCCUCUACCAGCUGAACCAUGGCACGGGAUAAAGGAUGCAACGAAGGAAGGAAACAAUUGUUAUGCAAAUGAUGUAUUAUUCAGAAGCAUUGGCGGUUCUGAGGACUGUUUGAAUCUAAAUGUUUUUACGAAAAGCCUUUCAGAUUCAAAGACCGUGCUGAAACCCGUGAUGGUUUUUAUCCACGGGGGAGGGUUUCUAACGGGAUCGAACAAACCCGAUUUAUACGGACCGGACUUCUUAAUGACGCAGGACGUCGUUCUAGUAGUACCAAACUAUCGCCUGGGUGCCUUGGGGUUCCUAAGUUCCGACGACGAUGCUCUAAGGGUCCCUGGAAAUGCUGGGCUAAAAGACCAAAUCUUGGCUCUCCAGUGGGUGCAGGAAAACAUCAGAAACUUCAACGGCGACCCCAAUAACGUGACGAUUUUCGGAGAAAGCGCUGGGAGUGUUUCGGUGCAUUACCUUGUGCUGUCUCCUAGGGCGAAGGGUUUAUUUCACAAGGCGAUAUUGCAAAGUGGAACCACAUUGAACUAUUUCGCCGAGGGAAAGCACGUGAUGGUGGCCCUAGCAAAGGAGUUAGGUCAGGAUGUGAGCAGUGACAAAGAGGCUUUGGAUGUACUGAAAAAAGCGCCUGUAGAAUUACUGUACGAGGCUCAAGGAAAGGUUGAAGCGGCAAGAAAACCGACAGGCCAACUAUGUUUUGCUCCCGUUAUCGAAAAACCUAGUAAAACAGCUUUUAUCACUGAAAAACCAAUUGAUAUAAUCACGUCUGGAAAGUACAAUCAAGUUCCUUUAAUGAUCGGUUACAACUCAAGAGAAGGGCUGUUACUAGCGGCGGCUGACGCUUUGGCAGCCUCAGCGGGUUUACCAGUUAAAAACGAUCCCCCAAAUUUGGAAGACGCCGUUCCUUGGUAUAUAGGAUUGGAGAGCGGAAGCGAUAUUAGCAAAGAAGUGUGUGAAAAGUUAAAGAAAACUUAUUUUCAGGGUCCUAAUCUUGAUGACAAUAAGUACUUGAUGUCUACCGACUCACUGUUCGUGGCAGGAAUCAUAGCAUCAGCGAAAAAUCACGCGGAAACAUCGCGGUGUCCAGUUUACUUAUAUAGGAUGUCCCUAGAUGCUGGACUAAAUCUAAUGAAGCUUUACACAAAACUAACUAAUCCAGGUGCUUGUCACGCUGACGACCUAGGGUACCUCUUCAAAAACGUGAUUACUCCUCCAUUCCAACCAGGUAGUAUCGAGGACAUAUCAGUAAGGAGGUUUGUGAAGCUGUGGACGAACUUUGCCAAGUACGGAAAUCCUACGCCUGACGAAAAGGAACUUGGAAUAACAUGGAAGCCAGCCGAAAAAGGACAACUUAAUUUUAUCGACAUUGGAAGUGAACUGACCAAUCAAGUUAAUCCUGAACCAGAGAGGAUGCAGUUGUGGAAGGAAAUCUACCAGCUUAACCCAAAUACCGUCGAUUAUCUAUAGAAUAAAACAAUGUUUAAUCUGCCUAUCAAAAGUGACAUUUUAUAAACCUUUUUGCUAAACGUC